AUGUCGUCGUCCAACGGAAUCAAGACGGAAGAUGGCGCCUACAUCAAGCCUGAGAUCGACGCCGACGAAUUCGAAGACACGGGCGAGUGUCAGAUGCCGCGCUCCGAGGACGACCAACAGGCCUGGCUCUGCAAACUGCCCAAGUGGUUAUGGACUGCCUGGGCUGACAUGGCCGACGACGAAGAGAUUGAAAUCGGCAAAGUCCGCGUCUACCACCAGCCAAACCCGGACGGCUCGCAGAAGAUCCAGAUGAAGCUGCACGACCUGCCCAAGCAUCAAGACGUUCCCAAACUCUACGACCUGUCCAGUUCUCGCGGCCAGUACAACAACACCGUCGUCUUCUCCGAACGCGAUCAGCCUGGCUUCAAGGCUUGGAACCCAAACCGCGUGAGGAAGGAUACCAGAAACCUGAACUACAAGNAACAAACCGCUCUCGCCGGCUUCAUCAAGGCCGAGAUGGCCGUCACAGCCGUCGAGAACGAGGAGUACCGCCGUCUGACCGAUCGCCGCUUCAUGGAGCUCUUCCAGCCCAAACGCACCACUCGCUUCGAGUCCGGCGCCGACGCAACCGUCCACUCCAACACUCAAGCCAACCAAGCCUUCAGCAGCUUCAUCAAGGCCACCCAGGCCAAGAAGCCUGUCAAGAAGCAACAAGAGAAGGCUGUUCGUGUCAGCCAGGAAGAACUCUUUGAUCUUCUUACAGACUGCUUCAAGCAAUACCGCUACUGGUCGCUCAAGGCUCUCAAACAGCGCUUGCAUCAGCCUGAGGCUUUCAUCAAGCAGAAUGUCGAGAAGAUUGCCACUCUCAUGCGUAGUGGUAAAUUUGCCAUGAACUACAGGCUCAAUCCUGAGUACGAGAGAACUGUCAACAUCGACCCUGCCAACGUCAAAGAAGAAGUUGCCGAUGAGGUUGAAGAUGAUGACGAAGACGACGAUGAUGAAGAUGAUGAAGACGGUUACGAGGACGUCAAGAUGGAAGACUCUUGA
Messenger RNA from Aureobasidium musti, 987 nucleotides. NCBI's taxonomy places the organism in Eukaryota, Fungi, Ascomycota, Dothideomycetes, Dothideales, Saccotheciaceae. The record is from the annotation of a GenBank genome assembly.